Molecule: messenger RNA, 998 nt
Organism: Rhincodon typus (whale shark)
Lineage: Eukaryota; Metazoa; Chordata; Chondrichthyes; Orectolobiformes; Rhincodontidae
Product: putative histone-lysine N-methyltransferase PRDM6
Exons: 4
Coding region: 180-998 (272 amino acids)
Source: RefSeq, a predicted model, not a curated record
UACAGGGACCUCAUAGAUGAACAGAAUCCCGUGGCUCGAAUCUAACGCACGGCGACUCCCACACCAUAACCGUGCUUUUAGGAUAAAUGAGGAAACAGAUUUAAAGAAAGCAGGACGCUUCUGUUCUUACAGUCAGGACGCUGAUUGGAAUAACAUCUCGUAGUUGGAAGUCUAUUGAGAUGAUGAAACCCAGCGAGCCCAGUGGAUCUGCUUUCCUAAAGGUCGACCCUGCCUAUAUGCAACACUGGAAGCAGCUUUUCCCUCAGACUCAGCUGAAGGUCGGCUCCCUGACAGUGAUUCCCAGCCAGCUCCAGCCACUCGAUAGAGCUGGCCCGGCAAGCGAGAUCCUUCGCCAGCACUCCGGACAUCUCACCUCCUCGUCGUCCUCAUCCACCUCCUCGUCCUCUUCUUCAGCGUGUUCCCUGUCUUUCUCCGGCCUGACCCCGGUUUCUGUGCCGCAGAUCUCGGUGCUGGGACAGCGCCUGGUUUCUGAUCCGUCCUCGGCGCUCAACGGCAACCAAGGCAAGGAACUGUGCUCCUCGGGACCGGAGAGGACGCCAUCAUUCUCCUUCACAACAGAGGAUCUGGACUAUUACCUGUACGGGCAGCAGAGGAUGGAGAUCAUCCCCGUCAUCAACCACACAACAGACCCCAAUAACCGCUGUGACAUGUGUGCUGACAAUCGGAAUGGUGAGUGCCCAAUGCAUGGGCCACUACACUCACUCCGUCGCCUUGUGGGUACAAGCAGCAGUGCAACAGCAGCUCCACCUGAUGUGCCAUGUGGCCUGCGUGAGUUGCCACGGGAAGUGUGCUUAUGUACGAGCACUGUGCCAGGCCUGGGCUAUGGCAUCUGUGCAGCACAACGCAUCCCACAGGGGACCUGGCUUGGGCCUUACCAGGGAGUUGCCAUCUCCAGAGAAAAAGUACAAGUUGGAGCUCUCAGGAACAGUCGUCACCUCUGGGAGCAGAGCACAAACUACUUUGCUUUUAUCGAUUGA